AUGAUUGUCUUUGCGUUCUCGUUUAGUUUUUUCCUCCAAAUUUUGUUUGCGCAAGAGAAUCUCCUUCCAGAAGUUGACUCGGAGUUGGAGCCGUUUUCCUCGAUUUCCAAUCAAGAUCUCGUCAAAGACGCGCAACCGGUGACAACGCUGAGCGAACAGUGCAAAAGAUUCCUGGGGCAUUAUAGGUAUUACUGCCGAAAAUCGAACAUUGCUAUUUACAACGAAGAAGUGCGAAUCAUUUGUGAGCGUUAUCGGGCCUAUUGCUCGGAUCGAGUCUAUCCGAGUAUCAAUCAUAUCCGCCGUCAAGUGGUGAUGUGGGAACGGGCGGGAAUCCCGAAGAAAUAUGUGAACAAUUUGAAGAGAUGUUUUAAGGGAUGUCGACAAACGGAGUCGGCUUGUGUGAACGCGUGCGAGUGUAUCCAUAUGCAAUGGAUUUUCGAUCCCGAAUGCUCGCCCGGGAUCAAAGCCCCUGCGGCGCCGAAUUGUCAACGUUGGUAUCAAAAGUGUCGCGGCGUUUGGGCACCGUUGCCCGACUACACCCCGGCCAAGUACUCGGAAAUGGCUCCGCCACCGCUUGUGCGCGGCAUUUUCUAUGGAUACGAGCCGCUAGAAACCCGCAAAACGUUCGAUCAUCCACGGGAUCACGGGGUCUCCUUCUGGCGAGGCACACAAACGACCCUUGUCGAUUGGCCCGAAGGGAAAUUCGCCUACGCAAACACCUACGAGGUUCCAUCGGCGGGAGUGAACGUCGCCGUGCCACAAGUGAACAUCGGAUUCCCGAGUCUCCAGCAAACACUCCGACAAUACACAAAGGGAAAUCCCGAUCCGCUCAACCCGGGCACGGGACGGCGAUAU
Molecule: messenger RNA, 855 nt
Organism: Mesorhabditis belari
Lineage: Eukaryota; Metazoa; Nematoda; Chromadorea; Rhabditida; Rhabditidae
Source: the annotation of a GenBank genome assembly